Zootermopsis nevadensis is the source of this 6443-nucleotide messenger RNA. It is a transcript of the gene loqs, whose product is annotated as double-stranded RNA-binding domain-containing protein loquacious. The record is from RefSeq and is a predicted model, not a curated record. NCBI's taxonomy places the organism in Eukaryota, Metazoa, Arthropoda, Insecta, Blattodea, Termopsidae. Gene Ontology annotation, molecular function: double-stranded RNA binding; siRNA binding. Gene Ontology annotation, biological process: regulation of regulatory ncRNA processing; siRNA processing. Gene Ontology annotation, cellular component: RISC complex; cytoplasm; RISC-loading complex.
AUUAGCCGAGUCGACAAGGAAAUUUCACGUUCAAAUUGGGUGCCGUUGGUUAGCCUGAUGCCUGUCAUUUAUUUGAUUUAACAAUUGCAGUAGUUCAUCUUUGGUAACGAGAAUUCGAUUACUUAUCGUUGCUAGGUGCAUUUCUUGUGGGGCUGUUUUAACGUUUGAAAAUUAGAAUUUGUUAUUGUGUUAUUUGCCAGAAAAGGCAUCCAGACACAUUUGUCGAAAAUGACUGCUGCUAUUGGAAAGACCCCAGUCUCUGUACUUCAGGAAUUGUUAAGCAGGCGUGGGACAACUCCAAAAUAUGAACUUGUUCAGAUUGAGGGUGCUAUACAUGAACCGACAUUCCGAUACCGUGUGACAGUAUCUGAGGUUGUGGCCAUGGGAACUGGACGAUCAAAGAAGGAAGCAAAGCACGCUGCCGCCAAAUCUGUCCUGGAUAAAUUAAUUGUUGGUUCUCAGGAAGAUGGAAGUAGCUGUACCAACAACGCGUUGUCCGAAGUGAAGACAGAGAUCAUUUCACCCUAUGAUGACAAGAUCCCAGGCAACCCCAUUGGGGCACUGCAGGAAAUGUGCAUGUCUCGACGCUGGCCUCCCCCAGGCUAUGAGAUGGUGAAUGAAGAGGGUCUUCCCCACGAACGCCUCUUCACCAUUUCCUGUGUUGUAUUUAAGCACCGGGAAACUGGCACGGGAAAAUCCAAAAAGUUAGCAAAGAGACAGGCAGCCUACAAGAUGUGGGAGAAGCUACAGGACAGCCCAGUUGUGCUGUCGAAUGCCAUUCUUGGUGUGGAUGAUGAGGACGAGAUUGCCCAUGGUGUUGCAAAUGUUGCUGCCCGUUAUGCUGACCUGAAAGAUAGUAAAAUCUCAACUAUGAGUACACACCAUAGUCACAAAGUGUCUCAGUUCCAUAAGAACCUGAAGGUGUCAUCAGGCAUUAAAUUGAUUGAACUGCAGAUCACUUCUUUCAACGAUGCCAGCUUCAACUUUGUGCAGUUUCUGCAGGAGAUAGCUUCUGAGCAGGAGUUUGAGGUUACGUAUGUGGACAUAGAAGAGAAAUCUGUGACAGGCAAGUCGCAGUGCUUGGUGCAGCUAUCCACACUUCCUGUCGCAGUCUGCUAUGGCAGUGGCAGCUGUUCGAAGGAGGCUCAAGCGAGUGCAGCGCAGAACGCGCUCGAGUACCUAAAAAUUAUGACCAAGAAAUGAACGGACAUAUUGAGCAGGUUGUAGCAACGUGACAGCUUUCACACGGGAGAAUAAUCUAUAUUGGUUAAUUUGAACCUUGGAGACAUUGAUUGGCAUUGUGUUAUAUAAAGCCAAGUGUUCAAAUUAAUGAGAAUGGGAUUUGGCAGCGUGGCUGGUAGUACCCAUAUCCUACUUGAACAUAAGUAUAAUUAUGCGUUAAUUUAUGUGAAGUGUCUUGUAGAAAAAUAAUUUCAACCUGAGACUUUGACUUAUAAGUAUCUGUAUUAUCAGGUGUCUUAUAUUACAGUAAAGGGACCUGCCUUGUGGCCAGAAUGGAAGUAGAAGUAAUCCCGUGGCGUGAAUGUCUGCUCAAGUUGCGCUGACCUGUGCAAAAUCUCUGAUAAUUUAAACUUGCAUGCCACUUAAUGGUUUGUGUAAGUUAGAGUAAGAGUCGCGUACACUGCUGGGCCAUUCUGUUCGGCAAACACACUCCCAUUUUCAAGUUUUUAAAUGGGAGAUGUUGGUUUUAUAUUGGUGACAUAAUCUUUUGUAUUUGAGUUGAAAUUUAUUUACAGGGAGAUUUCCUUGCAAGUCAUUAACAUUUUAUUGAGGUUUGAGAAUUAGAUCACUGGUUCCCGUCAUCAGGAUGCAUCCCAGAUUUGUGUUGUGGGGAUCCUCGGUAGGGUCUCCGAGGAUUGUCAUGUUUCUUCUUACUAGAUUUGGGGUUCUCACAGAGCGAUAAUGUCGAUGUUGGCUUUUUCAUUUAUACAUUUUUAUCAGUUGUGGGAAAACAGCAAUAAUAAAGUUAUUUGGCUUACUUAUAGGCGAAUGCCACUAAGAAAUAUGUGAAUUAUCUCUUCUUAUAAUCUAGUCAUCAGCUUGCUUUAAAAUUUCUUCUUUAUCUUUUCAAGGUUAGGCUUGCAAGCCUCUUCGCUCAAAUGUUUGCGAUGUCUACCAGUGUCUCUUCCUCCUCAAUGAUUGUAAUAGUGAAUGGAUUUUAUUAUUAAGAAUAGUUGUCUUCCGCGUUGUAGCGUCGUGUAGUCUGGUGAAAGUGUACCAGCGCGGCCAUCCUCAUACUCGCCAAUUUCAGAAUCUCAAAUCCUGCAGUUAUGUUAUUUUUUUAAAACCUGUUUUAUCUGUCUCUUCUCUUUCUACAUUUGCAUUGAUUUUCUUGCUAAUCUUUCCAAGUAGUUCUUCAUUCUUGGCAUCCUUUUGGGUUUUCCAUAGAAACCAGUUUUAUAUCUUCGUCUUUCUUUCUGUCCAGGUAAUUCAUACAGCUUUGCCUGUGUCCCUCUGUUUUAUUUUGUGCUGAAGUACACGAAUAGUGGAGAUUACAAUUGACUGCGCAAAACCUGCAUCCUGGAGGACAAAUGCGUUCAUUUUCUGUCUUGCCAGUAUUAAUUAUGGUUAAUACUCUUUCAUUUCUAGGAUUUACAAAGUUUUUUUAUGUGAAUGUAUGUAUUUUGCUGCGUAAACUGACUUUAAUUUAAACUAACCUGUCCCCUUUGUGGGAAUGUGUUUGCUGAACAGAAUGGCCCUCACACCAGAUUGAUGAUGCACGUAAAAACUGAAGAAUAUAAUACAAGCUAUACUUUGCAUAGAAUUAGUGGAAUUUUCCAAGUAAUACGUAAUGACGUGAAUUUACCUUCUUGUAGAAAAUUAAAGUAAAAAAAGGUAAAAAAAAAAGCUUUUCUGCAGUGACAUUUUGAAGCAAGCUAGUUAUGAUUAUUCUUAAUGUAGUGUUAAGUCAGUGUACAUUUGCUGUUUGCUAAAAAUUUUUAAAAAAAUAUGACGUGUGAGCUGCAGUGGGACAAGUGUAACAUCCAGUGAACCCCUUAGGAAAAUGGGCAUUAUUUUGAUGCAAAGUAUAGAGGUUGUAAUUGAUCACCCUGCUGAAUAUUUAAAUGAGGUGGAGAUUUUAAAGCGUAAUAUAUUUUUUGUCCGUGAGUUGAAAGAUCUGCGUGGUAUUUUGUGCAGCCCUGAGUAUCUUGGGAUAAUACGAAACUAAGAUGACUUGUCUUGUAUGGUGGUGAUGGAACUGUACAUGGCAUGACCUCCCAGAAGACAGCCGUCUUCAGGAAGGAUCUUUUGAGUGCUGUUUUUAUAAAUUUGUAUUCUGACCUGGUUUUCAGGCUCUCGAAAUAUCAUGCAUUAAUCAUGGAAGUACCCAGUAGCGAUGUUUUCAGACACUGUGUCCAUACUGUAAUCUUUUGUUGAAACAUCGUACUGUAAUGCAAGGUGUUUUUUUAGUGAGAACUGUUGUUCAUCUAAUGUUACGGAAAAAUGGGCUCAAUGAAUUCUUUUUCCAUUAAGCUGCCAUGUUACCAAGUUGGAAGAUUCUGGUGUUGACAAACUUAAUCAGUCAGCUGUGACUUUAUUCCGUAGGUGUAUUGGUACAUUGCUUUCACUUAUUUUGUAAUGAAUCUCAGUUUCACUCAACUUGCAUGUAUAUAGUUACCCCAUUAAAAAACAGCAAUGUUAUAUGUGAACUGAGAAUUUGCAGUUUAAAAUUUUGCGGAUCUUGACUGUGCUCAAACUCAAAAGGGGGGGAGCAACUGUGCAUUAUCUGUCGGAGGGAGUUUCAGAGGUAUUACAAUCCUGUAAGAAAUAGAGCCACUGCAGUACAUUCUUUGUGUUCUAAUUAAGUAUACGUAUUGUGUUAACCCUUUUGUUACAAUGUCUGCCCCAAUGCUCCUAGGGCAUGCUGUAUGCUAUCUUAUAAAUUUUAUUUAGUUGUAAAAUGAGCCCAAUUGAUAACAAUAAUUUAAUGAUUUCUUGGAAUUUACAUUUCUUGAAUUACCCCGUCCAUGUUAUAUAUCUCAGGUAAUUGUAAAGGAAAUUUUCAGUGUAUUUCAGAUCAUCUGCUUAACUGCUAGUUAAAUUUGCAAAGAGUCAAGGAAGAUGGUGCACAAGGGGGGGGUCAGAGCUGUCGAAGUAGUUAUUUGUGAAUGCGCAUCGUUAUGUUGGCAGAAUGGGUUUUUGUUCUGAAAAGAACUGUUUUUGUCAGUUGAACUUAAAAGUAAUUUAUCCUCUCCCUUUGGCACUAGCAGUCGAGCAUUUAAUUGGAUUUAUCACCGUAUUUAUUUGGACAGAAACCUACGCUCCUAAAACACUUUCUUUUCUGCAGACACAAAAGUGGACUGUGAUAACUUUUAAAGAAUGACUUAAAUGUGAUGGUCGUCAUGGUCCCCGUAUGCUGUAAUUUUGUUUGAAACCUCAGCACUGUUUGAUCCGUCUUAUAAUGACAGGAUCAUAAUAUUGCACGGAUCCAUGGACUGGUGAAUUUUCAGUCUUUUUGUUGUCUGAAGCAGAUUUAAGUGUCGUGGACUAAGAAUUUAGGUCUUUAUUUGUAUUAAACUGGGGAUAUUACGUACUGUAAAUGCAGGUCUGUAUAAAUUGUUACUUUACCCAAGUAUGAGUAUAGAUAAUUCCCACCAGGACUUCAUGAUGUUUGACUAAAAUAACUCAUUUUCUGGUUGAAAGUUUGUGAUGUGUUUAUUGCAGACGUAAGUAAAGGCAGCUGGGAGCAUUAACAGGGUUGGAUUUACUGAUCAGAGCAAGCUAUCGUACAUCGCAACCAGUUUGUGUUGCAAUUUAUAAUUUUGUGUGCUGAGCAAACAUUUGAUUGUAGAUAAUUUACGGUCUUAUCGACUUGGUUGAAAGCGUAUAUUUAUCAAAAAUUGCGGAUUGUGGCUCCUCGUGUACUCGGUGUUUUACAUUUACCUAGUUUGUGUGCAGAUGAAGUGGUCACAUUUUGAAAAAUUUAAGUAAUAAACACAGUUACGAUUCAUUGUGUUGACAUAAUGCUGGGUCUUCGGCAUUGGAACUUGAAAUUGUUUUCUUACCCAUCUGAAAAUGAGAUAUGGGCACUAUUUUUUUAAAGGUAACAAUAUUUGAAAAUAUGGAAAUAUUGUGGGUAAUUUGUUGGAAUUUCGUCUGAGAAUGUGUUGAAUUCAAGACUGGCCAGAUAAUUCGCGUGUACAUGUCCCCCCCCCUCCCCCCACAUGACCUCUUAGGAAGUUAAAAGUGUCUGAUAUACCAAGGCCUAACCGCGAUGGUUUGUAUUCAUUGAUAGGAAAUGGUUUCCUCAGUUUGCAGCUGUUAUCAUUCUUAUCCUGACUUGUACGGAAAAUGGAAAUCCCGCAAUACGGAUGUUUUUAAAAAAGGAAGAAGUGGAGUCAUAUCUUUACGCUCUCUGGGCAGCUGCUGGUCAGGAUGGUUGGAAAGAAUACUCAAGAGGAACAUGUUAUGGAUUAAACUAUAGUUUGCCACGUUUCAGACGGAACCUUGUCGACGUAAUCAUUUUUUACUCAUAAAUGUGCUUUUUUUAAAGGUUUACGUUCGAGAGGCGCUGUGACGUAACAAGAAAUCCAACCCUGCAGUGCUAGAAAGGAAAUUGACAAUAUAUACCAAUGUUAUGGGCUUUAAUAUUUCUUAUUAUUGGUAGAUUAUUACAUAAACAUCUGCUUACUUAUGACAUUGAAGCAUGGAGAUUGCUCGAUUGUAAAAAAGGAGUACCCAGUUUCUUAACAAUGUUCAGGCGUGUGGUUAAACGUGUGAAUUUUUUCAAACAUGUUCUGUAUAGUUUUUGUAAAUUUUCAAGAUGUGAAAAUGGUGAUAAAUUUAAUAUCUCCCAUACAAUUAUUGGGUUUUAUGUAUUUUGUGGUUGUACGCGAAGUUUCGAUUACAAAGAGUUUUUUUUUUUUUUUUGCAAAAGAAACUGAAAACCACGAACCAUCAAACUACCUUCGAGGAAUAGAAAUUCUAUGGAUAAAUCAGUAAGUUGCGUGUGAAAAUGCACGAUAACAUUCUCAGCAUCUUAAAAUGCACGUGGGGAAUUUGUUUACAGCAGAUAUUUGUGUUUUAUUGUACGAACAUUACCAAAUUGAAGUUUGUUCUACAGGCAAUACUGUAUUGUGGCGGUCAGUCUAUUUGUAUAUUUUAAUUUAAUUUACAGUCUGAUUAAAUGUUAUAAUUGUGUAUGAAAUACUAUGUUGAUGUUAGAAAUAGUCACUACCUUCGUUCCUGAGCGCAAAUUAAAAUCGUGGAUGUUAACCAUAAAGUUCUGGUUGUUACUUUAAACUUAAUUGGUUCAUUUCGUGAACGAUGUUUAUGAAGAUUCUGUAGUUCGUGCUGUGUCAAUAAAUCUGUAUAAAACGCUACUCGACAUGCCUUGAGAUCUAUUGACUGCGUGAUGCAGGGUCUGUCUGUGGGUAGUUGUUUUUUAAGUGCUAAAUACAUUUUGUGUUUCACGGUCUGAA